This is a messenger RNA of Carassius auratus (goldfish), 1017 nucleotides long. Its product is annotated as serine/threonine-protein kinase NLK2-like. The record is from RefSeq and is a predicted model, not a curated record. The transcript has 5 exons. Gene Ontology annotation, molecular function: protein kinase activity; ATP binding. Gene Ontology annotation, biological process: protein phosphorylation. Bases 340 to 1002 code for a protein of 220 amino acids. Lineage: Eukaryota; Metazoa; Chordata; Actinopteri; Cypriniformes; Cyprinidae.
CACACUCAUCCCUCCUUUCUUCCACUCCAUCCCCCUCUUUCAACUCCUCCUUCUCGCUCACUACCGCUAUUUCCAACAGCUGAUUUCCAGACCAGAGAGAGAGGAACACGGCGAGACAGUUCAGGUUCGGAACCAGCUGCUGCAGAAGGAUUCACAGCGAGUAGAGAUGCGGGGAGAGCGCUGUGGUCCGUCAUGAAGAUCUGAGCUCCGCCGCCGCUCCGUCAGCUCCGAGAGGUUAGCCCCUGUGCUAAAGCUAACUUUACAAACAUCUGCAGACAACAGACCUACAUCAUCGGCCUUUGUCAGCGUUACAGCUCACGUUUUAUUUGCUAUGUGCAGAUGGCUUUCCAUGGAUCCUCACGGCCAACAGUGUGUGGUAACAUGUUCCCUGGAUCAGAGUUAAGUCACAAGUAUUUUUGUGUCAACACCACGACCGGCACUACCUCAACGGGCCUCAGCGCAACACCAAAUCCAGCUGGACCCAACGCACCUGCUGGGACACCCAGGCACCCGGCGUCUCUCGGGGGCAGCACCGGCGGAGGGGCGGCCAUCCCGCAACCUCACAGUAACCCAGCAAGUGAGGUUCCAAGCCCUGCUGAGAUGGAGCCUGAUCGGCCUAUCGGUUAUGGUGCGUUUGGAGUGGUCUGGUCUGUGACGGACCCUCGGGAUGGACGUAAGGUGGCUCUGAAGAAAAUGCCGAAUGUCUUCCAGAACCUGGUCUCCUGCAAACGUGUGUUCAGGGAACUCCGGAUGCUGUGUUUCUUUAAACAUGACAAUGUGCUGUCUGCCCAAGACAUUCUCCAACCUCCACAAAUCGACUGCUUUGAGGAGAUAUACGUGAUCACUGAGCUCAUGCAGAGUGACCUGCAUAAAGUCAUCGUCUCCCCUCAGCCUCUCACCACCGAUCACAUCAAGGUGUUCCUCUACCAGAUACUCAGGGGUGAGUUUACAUGGGCAUGUCACUUUUGGAUUACAAUAUCAUGCGGCGUACAUAAAAUGUAGUACAAACGUUGCCAC